ACUUUGUUAAUAAACGGUAAGAAAAAUGCUUGUUAGAUCCAGUAGAAUUGUAGGUGGUAGACCUUUGAGAGUGAGUGCGGUUCAGUCUGCAUUUAGAAGAUUUAAUUCUUCAAAAUCUUCAUCAACUCCUCCUCCACCACCACCUAAGGGUGCAAGAGGUAAGUUAUUAUUGACUAUUGGUGCAUUGGCUAUUGGUACUACCAUUGUAUCAUCUAUAUAUACCAAGGGUGAACCAAAGUCAGCAAUUGAACCUGAACCAGUUAAGGCUACUCCAGCAUUUCCAGAAGGAAAAGUUAAUGUCAUUUUUGUAUUGGGUGGUCCCGGAUCAGGUAAGGGUACCCAAAGUGCAUUAUUAGUUAAAGAUCAUGGAUUCGUUCAUUUAUCUGCUGGAGAUUUAUUAAGAGCUGAACAAGCAAGAGAAGGUUCUAAAUAUGGUGAAUUAAUUGCUCAAUAUAUUAGAGAUGGAUUGAUUGUACCUCAAGAAGUUACUGUUGCAUUAUUAGAACAAGCUAUUAAGGAAGAAUAUUCCAAAGGUGCAACAAAUUUCUUAAUAGAUGGAUUUCCAAGAAAGAUGGAUCAAGCUCAUACAUUCGAAGAUACUAUUGCCAAAUCUAAAUUCACUUUAUUUUUUGAAUGUCCAGAAGCUGUUAUGUUAGAUAGAUUAUUAGAAAGAGGUAAGACUAGUGGAAGAGCUGAUGAUAAUGUUGAAAGUAUUAAGAAGAGAUUUAGAACCUUUAUUGACACUUCUAUGCCUGUUGUUGACUAUUUCGACAAACAAGGUAGAGUUGUCAAGGUUAACUGUAAUCAACCAGUUGAUGAAGUAUAUGACCAAGUAAAGGAAGCAUUAAAGUCAAAGGGUAUAUGAUAAUGCUAUUUUAAGUUAGUAGCAGAGAAUCACACUAUAUACUUAUCAAGGAUUCACGAAUACAUAAUAAUAGAUUAAAUCUACAUAAUAAUUGUAAUUAAUUUUGUACCUUAUACUGCUACACACCUCUACUUGCUAGCUUAGAUCAUUACUCUUACUAUUGGAUACCGUAAUUCGGUAACAUUCAUAUGUAAUUGCAAUUAUAGGUGAAUGUCGUGCAAAAAAAUGUCGAUAAAUAUUUGCGACAUUGUGAAUAGAAUCAAUAUAAAAAACAAUUUGUAAUCCAC
Scheffersomyces amazonensis is the source of this 1152-nucleotide messenger RNA. It is a transcript of the gene URA6, whose product is annotated as bifunctional uridylate/adenylate kinase. Gene Ontology annotation, biological process: 'de novo' pyrimidine nucleobase biosynthetic process; CDP biosynthetic process; UDP biosynthetic process. NCBI's taxonomy places the organism in Eukaryota, Fungi, Ascomycota, Pichiomycetes, Serinales, Debaryomycetaceae. The coding region runs from base 26 to 865 and encodes 279 amino acids. The transcript has a single exon. The record is from RefSeq and is a predicted model, not a curated record. Gene Ontology annotation, molecular function: ATP binding; UMP kinase activity. Gene Ontology annotation, cellular component: cytoplasm; nucleus.